Molecule: messenger RNA, 357 nt
Organism: Fraxinus pennsylvanica
Lineage: Eukaryota; Viridiplantae; Streptophyta; Magnoliopsida; Lamiales; Oleaceae
Source: the annotation of a GenBank genome assembly
AUGGCAAGCAUUGCAGUGGUUAAGAUUAUGUGUUUGGUGCUGGUUGGGAUGGUGGUGGUUGCACCCUAUUCUGAGGCAGCGAUCUCAUGUAACAUGGUGGCGACCAGCCUGGCUCCAUGCCUUAACUAUGUGUUGAGUGGUGGUGCGGUGCCUACUGCUUGCUGCAAUGGGAUUUCUUCACUCUAUAACUCACUGAAGACCACCUGGCUGGCGGUUUGGCAGACGAGGACCUUGAAAUCUGUUGCUGGUUCCGCCUCUGCUACCUCCUUUAAGAACGCUGCUAGCCUCCCAAGCAAAUGUGGCCUCAAUAUUCCUUACAAGCUCAGCCCCUCUGUUGAUUGCUCCAAGAUUCAGUAA